AUGUCUUCCCCACCCCAGCGUCGCUCUCAGCGCACUUCGGCCUCGGCGACGCCAAGGAGAAGCGCUCGUGGCCAAAAUUCUCAGAUGCAAUCGAGUCCAGCACCAGUAGGUCCGGACGAGCAACUCCAAUCCGAGGCGACACAAGCUUCACAACGUGGACCUCAAGCAACUCCAAGAAAUGCACGGUUUCAGACCACUUCGACCCAAUCGCCUCUAUUCUUCCAGUCCUCGCCUGCCCCUGCAAAUGGGGCUGAGGAAAGCGAUGGUGGUGCAACACCAAAGGCGUCGGCCAUGAAUAUCGGAGACUCGUCGCCUAUCCACUACGCAUCCAGCUCUAGCCCUGGUCGAGCCCGCAAUGCCCAGAGCAAUAUUCCGGGUAGCAGCAGUAGCGCCCUCUUCGUCCGUGGCUCAGAGUCUGCAGCACGUAGUCGACGCAAUGAUAUCCACUCUGAUGUCUUUGGGACUAGCUCUACCAAUCGCCGCCGCAGACUGUUCGUCGACGAGAAUGGCAUGCCUGUCCAGGAUGCCUCAGAUGCAGCAACAUUUUCCAAUAUCAACCCAGAUACUUCUGAUGCCGACGUGUUGGGUGGGAACUCUUCACGAGUCAUUUGGGGAACUAACGUGUCUCUGGUGGAUGCUCGUCAUGCAAUGAGGGACUUUCUCAUGAACUUUCAAAAGAAGUAUCGCAUGAUUCAGGAUGGUGAGCUGGAAGAAGGCAUGAAUCUUCCUCCGAACCAUCCAGGUAUGGCUCGAGAAUACGUUGAUCUCAUGAAGAUGAUGCUUGAGCUUGGUGUCACGCCAUUGAACUUGGAUGCUCGCAACCUCAAGGCCUAUCCGCCCACGAGGAAGCUUUGGCACCAGUUGCAGGCGUACCCCAACGAAAUCAUCCCCAUCAUGGAUGUUGCUAUAAAGGACACUAUGCUCGAGCUUGCCGAGAAGCGAAUGGCGGAGAUGCGGACUCAACUUUCGCAGCAACAACGUGGUGCUCAGCCCAGAGACCGUGAUUCCAGUUCCCUACCCCCAAUGCCGAGUUCUGAUGCACCCACUCCUGGUGCUCCGUCUCCUGCUCCAUUCCCGGAGAUCCCCAAUCUGGUCAGCGAAGUGGAUCAAAAGACUUACAACGUAAGGCCAUUUGGCCUGGAUAAGACCAUCAAUCUGCGCGAGCUGAAUCCCGGUGAUAUGGACAAACUUGUCAGUGUCAAGGGCCUGGUUAUUAGGACUACUCCAAUUAUUCCUGAUAUGAAAGAUGCCUUCUUCCGCUGCUCUGUGUGUAACCAUACGGUCAGGGUAGACAUUGACCGCGGUAAGAUCACCGAACCUACCAAAUGCCCGCGUGCGGUGUGCGAGUCGCCCAACUCGAUGCAAAUCGUGCACAACCGCUCCGGGUUUGCCAACAAGCAGGUCAUCAAGCUACAAGAGACUCCUGAUGAUAUGCCAGAUGGCCAAACACCGCACUCAGUAUCCCUUUGCGCAUACGAUGAACUUGUCGAUGUCUGCAAAGCUGGUGACCGCGUAGAGAUUACUGGCAUCUUCAAAUGCAACCAGGUCCGCAUCAACCCACGACAACGAUCAGUCAAAAACAUCUUUAAGACCUAUGUCGAUGCGCUGCAUAUCCAAAAAGUUGAUAAGAAGCGCUUGGGUAUUGAUGUAUCGACAAUUGAGGAGGAACUUGCGGAGCAUGCAGCUGGUGAUUUGGAAGAAACUCGCAAAGUUACCGAGGAAGAGGAAGCGAAGAUCAAAGCCACCGGUGCUCGUCCUGAUGUGUACGAGCUACUUUCUCGGUCGCUCGCCCCCAGUAUCUAUGAGAUGGAGGACGUCAAGAAGGGCAUCUUGCUCCAACUCUUUGGUGGCACCAACAAGCAGUUCGAAAAGGGUGGUAGUCCAAAGUACCGUGGCGACAUCAACGUUCUGCUCUGUGGUGACCCAUCCACCGCCAAGUCCCAAAUUCUGCAAUACGUCCACAGAAUCGCACCGCGUGGUGUGUACACAUCUGGAAAGGGAUCCUCAGCUGUUGGUUUGACUGCAUACGUUACUCGCGACCCAGAGACUCGACAGCUGGUCCUCGAAUCUGGUGCUCUAGUACUUUCAGACGGUGGUGUUUGCUGUAUUGACGAGUUCGACAAGAUGUCAGAAGCUACUCGAUCUGUUCUACACGAAGUCAUGGAGCAGCAGACUGUUUCUAUUGCCAAAGCCGGCAUUAUCACCACCCUUAACGCGCGUACUUCCAUCUUAGCGUCUGCCAAUCCCAUCGGCUCCAAGUACAACGUCAACCUCCCAGUCCCACAAAAUAUCGAUCUCCCGCCGACCCUGCUUUCGCGUUUCGAUCUCGUUUACCUUGUCUUGGACCGUAUCGAUGAGCAGAACGAUCGUCGCAUGGCUCGUCACUUGGUUGGCAUGUACCUUGAAGACACACCCGAGAAUGCUGCGAAGAACGAGGUUUUGCCCAUUGAGUUCUUGACUGCCUACAUCUCUUAUGCCCGCUCCAACAUUCACCCCAAGAUUACUGAGCCUGCAUCGAAAGCGCUUGUAGAUGCGUAUGUCGCCAUGCGUGGACUGGGUGCUGAUGUCCGCUCGCAAGAACGAAGAAUCACGGCAACUACACGUCAGCUGGAGUCAAUGAUUCGACUCUCGGAAGCCCAUGCCAAGAUGCGUCUUUCUGAGGAGGUCACAGCCGACGAUGUCCACGAAGCCGUCCGCCUCAUCAAGUCGGCGCUCAAGCAGGCAGCUACUGAUGCACGCACGGGAUUGAUCGACAUGUCGCUCCUUACAGAAGGCACCUCGACUAGCGAUCGUCGCAGAAAGGAGGAUUUGAAGCGUGCAGUCUUGGCUUCGCUCGAUGAGCUUGGUUCUGCUGGCCAGAGCGUACGAUUGAGCGACUUGAUGAAGAGUGUCCGAGAAGGCGCGAGCGAACAAGUAGAAAACCAGGAGUUCCUAGAGGUGUUACGAAGCGCGGAGCUGGAGGGCGCUGUGCAAAUCACGGGUGAGGGUAUGCGGAGGACAGUGAAGAAAGUUGUUGGUACCUUUUAAGCUCUUGAGCAUAGUAUUGGGAUUCGAUGCCGCUACUGGCAUUCAUUGCUGGCCUGAUGAUGUGAUGGAAAAUUCGGUGUAACGUAGCAUGUCGUUUGGUUGCUACCUUGCGUUUGAAUAGAUGAUCAUGAUAUCCAUGUUUUCAGAAGCUCAAUAUAUGGAUGUAUUGUGUU
Messenger RNA from Bipolaris maydis ATCC 48331, 3200 nucleotides. RefSeq names its product MCM2/3/5 family-domain-containing protein. Gene Ontology annotation, molecular function: single-stranded DNA helicase activity; ATP binding; single-stranded DNA binding. Lineage: Eukaryota; Fungi; Ascomycota; Dothideomycetes; Pleosporales; Pleosporaceae. The record is from RefSeq and is a predicted model, not a curated record. Gene Ontology annotation, cellular component: nucleus; MCM complex. Gene Ontology annotation, biological process: DNA replication; mitotic DNA replication initiation; DNA strand elongation involved in DNA replication.